UUCAAACCCUUCUCCAGGCUUGCACCAAGUCAAAAAGGGGCUUGUUAGAACAUUUCUUUUGCUAGAUCUAUUGUGCAGAACUCUCUAUUCUGCUGAACUAACUGUAGAAGAGAAACAUGCUUCUGGGCACUACUACACUUCCCACCCUUGUGCGCACUCCUACCUUGAUGAUGCAGCCUUCCCUGGAUAUCAAACCCUUUAUGUCCUUCCCUGUGGACAGCAGCUCUGCUGUUGGAUUCUUCCCAAAUUUUAACACAAUGGAUCCUGUGCAAAAAGCAGUCAUAAACCAUACAUUUGGAGUGUCCAUUCCCCCAAAGAAGAAACAAGUAAUUUCCUGCAAUGUCUGCCAGCUUCGCUUUAACUCUGAUAGCCAGGCUGAGGCCCACUACAAAGGAAGUAAACAUGCCAAGAAGGUCAAAGCACUAGAGGCAACGAAAAACAAACCCAAAGUUGGUUCUUCCAAGGACAGCGCCAAGGUUAACACGGGCUGCUCCACCACGCCAGUCACAGCCAACAGCUCUGACAAAUCAGAAGAUAAAGGGAAAGCAAAACCCAGUAGUGCAAGUCAGCAGUCCAAUACAGAAGUGGAUCCUUUUGCUCCCAAACCUGGAGUAGCAGCAGUGGCACCUGCAGCACCUGCCUCAUCCUCCAAGAGCACGAAUGGAGCUGCUAGCACAGUUACUGAGUCAGAAGAGGAAAAAGCCAAAAAACUMCUUUACUGUUCAUUAUGCAAAGUGGCUGUGAAUUCCCUUUCACAACUAGAAGCCCACAAUACAGGCUCCAAGCACAAGACCAUGGUUGAAGCUCGGAAUGGUGCUGGUCCCAUCAAGUCUUACCCUAGGCCUGGAUCUCGAAUGAAGGUGCAAAAUGGCAAUAAAGGCUCAGGACUGCAGAACAAGACAUUCCAUUGUGAAAUCUGUGAUGUCCAUGUUAAUUCAGAAAUUCAGCUUAAACAGCACAUUUCCAGCCGAAGGCAUAAGGACAGAGUUGCAGGAAAGCCUAUGAAACCUAAAUAUAGUCCUUACAACAAACUGCAGCGCAACCCAAGUAUUUUAGCAGCAAAACUUGCAUUCCAGAAGGACAUGAUWAAGCCGCUGGCACCUGCUUUCCUGUCCUCUCCUCUGGCUGCAGCUGCAGCCGUGUCCUCAGCCCUGUCCCUGCCUCCCCGGCCCUCGGCAUCCCUGUUCCAGGCAGCAGCAAUUCCGCCCGCUCUCCUCAGRCCAGCCCACGGGCCCAUCAGGGCAACGCCUGCCUCCAUCCUCUUUGCACCAUAUUGAUUUAUUGAUGUGAAAGGGAGAUAACCAUGGCCAGUACCAGGGGUAAAGGGAAGCAGRAAAGGGGUUGAGAUUUUUAAAAUGUUUCUCUUUUGCAAUGCCAUCCAGCAUGGCACCUCAUCCAACCACAUCACAAAAUCCAUCGCUGACGGCACUGCAUUUUGGAGUCUAGCCAACUCUCUCUCUCUAUUUUUUUUUAAAUCAAAAUAGUGUAAUUUGCUUAAAAAUUAAAUUGCUCAUAAAAUUUAUACCAUUAACGAUUCAUGCAUCUAUUCAUUCUUUUCUUAUUUUUUCAAUUUGUAUGAUGCACCUUAGAAUCAAGGAACAUAAAAUAUUCUCCUGACAGACUUGAAAACUAGGGUCUUCCUUGCUCACACCUAUGUAAAUACUUCUCUGAAAAGCAAAGGGGUAUAAUCUAAUAUGGAGAACAGGAAAAGGCAGAAGAACCAAAUGCUUGAUUGCAAAUAACAUCUCAAAAAAGAAUUGCGUCCAUUUUCUUUGUGUGCUCUUGUUGACAGGGAUUGUGUGUUGUCCUAGAYCCCAGUACAGGUGUAUCUUGUGUAGUAUUACCGAUGUAUCAUGUCUGAUUUUAAUAUUUUUAGUUUCUGUGCAAAUGUUUGAAAGCAAUGCAACGCUGAAGCUUUUAAUUAUUUCUUUUGUGUCAUACUAUUUAGAGAAGUCAAAAAUAGAAAGCCAUAUAACAUAGAGUUAAGRUUACUGCUUGUUUGUUACUUUCAUUUAACUUAUUUUUGUUGUUCUUCACUGGUGUUGCUAAGCAAUGUUUAAAGAGAAAAAAAAGCUUUUCAAUUGCACAUUGCCACAGCUCGCAUUGUUCAAGAAGACAAUGGAUCCAUGUGUUUGUACGUAAAUAUCCUGUUUUCUUAAUUUCUGACUAGUCUCCUUUGUAAUGAUGCUGCAUAACAUUGUGGCUCCCUAAUGCAAUAAUGUACAGAACAUAAAAUAUUUAUAAAUGACCAUAUUCUCUGUUUACUGACUAUAUUGCGGUAAUGUCCUACUUAUCUUCUUACCUCCCCAGCCCUUUUAUAAAGGUGAAUCAAUAUGCAGUGCUCAGACUGGAGUCAUUAUGUGAUAAUGGGGACUACAGGUGGAAGAAAGGAAAAAAAAGAAAAGAUAAUUAACUUUUAGAGCAUUUUAUCAGAAAUCCAUAAUAGUAAGAUGUCUGUGUAUUUUUUUAAAUGUACCUUUUCAAUAAAAGAAUAAGAAAAUUAUAUAUUUUUAAUGUGUUUUAAUUGGUACAGGGUUAAAAAAACCUGACACAAAGUUAGCUAAAGGAGUCUUCUGGAGUAGAUAAAGCACUGGA
Malurus melanocephalus (red-backed fairy wren) is the source of this 2595-nucleotide messenger RNA. RefSeq names its product zinc finger protein 385B (gene ZNF385B). Bases 117 to 1277 code for a protein of 386 amino acids. Gene Ontology annotation, cellular component: nucleus. The transcript has 8 exons. Gene Ontology annotation, molecular function: zinc ion binding; nucleic acid binding. The record is from RefSeq and is a predicted model, not a curated record. Lineage: Eukaryota; Metazoa; Chordata; Aves; Passeriformes; Maluridae.